UGUCCUCAUGUGAAGUUGCCGCUGUGCAGAACAACCUUCCAUAAAAAAAAAGGUGCCAGAACAGCCUAAACCCUCGAAACCCCAGCGGCGACGGAGCGAGGAGGGAGGAGCGAAGGCUCCGAUGGCGCCGAAGCGGAAGCCGGCGGAGCCGCCGAGGGACCCCGAGGGGAUAUUCCGCGGCGUCUCCGCCUUCUUCGUCCCCCACGGCGUGCAGUCCCGCCGCCUCGAGGUGUGGAAGCAGAAGCUGGUGCAGAUGGGGGGCCGCCUGGAGAAGAAGGACGCCGACGCCAAGGGCGCCAGGAUCAACCACGUGCUCGCCGCCGACGCCAAGGCGCUGCUACGGGAGCUCGGCGCCGACUGGCUCCACCGCUUCACGGGGAGCGUGGUCUCCUUCGACUGGCUGGAGGAAUGCCUCAAGUCUGGCGAGAGGCUGCCCGAGCACAAGUUCGCCAUCAACUACGAAGAGGAAUUUAAACCCAAAAAGGCCGCUGGCGCCGGAGGUACAAGCGUGUCGAAUCCUUCAAAAAGGAGCAAAAUCUCAUCCCAGGAUCCCGAGAAUCGCAAAGGAACUGGUGGACAGGGUGUGAAGGAGGAGGUACCUACCAGGGAGCAUCGAGACGCCAGUACACAUGCGCAUCAUGGUUCAGGUGUCGAAAAGGGGCCUGGUCAGUUUGCACAUAGCCAGACUAGCUCUGGGGAUACUAAGGACACCGUAGGGUCUCUUGAUGUUGAGGAAGCUUCUUCUGGGGAACCCACAACAUAUGCUCCACCAGACCUCAAUAGGAACAUCACUGAGAUUUUUGGAAAACUUAUCAACAUAUAUAGAGCCAUGGGAGAUGACCGGAGAUCAUUUAGCUAUUACAAGGCCAUUCCCGUAAUCGAGAAACUGCCAUUCAAAAUAGAAAGUGGCGACCAAGUUAAAAACCUGCCUGCCAUUGGGAAAUCUUUGAAAGACCAUAUUAAUGAAAUAGCGACAACAGGAAAGCUUUCCAAACUGGAACACUUUGAGAAUGAUGAAAAGGUCCGGGCAGUCAGCCUAUUCGGUGAAGUUUGGGGUGUUGGUCCUGCAACCGCUCUUAAGUUAUAUGAUAAAGGACACCGUACCCUUGAUGACCUUCGGAAAGAUGACUCACUUACAUAUGCUCAGAGGACUGGCUUGAAAUUCUUUGACGAUAUCAGACAAAGAAUCCCUCGGCAUGAGGUCAGUGAGAUGGAGAAGCUUUUACAAGAAGUUGGGAAGGAUAUCUUGCCUGGAGUGAGUUACAUAGACCAUUUUGAGGAACUAUUUGUGACAAUUGUAUGUGGAGGAUCUUACAGACGUGGAAAAUCAUCUUGCGGUGACAUGGAUAUUGUGAUUACUCACGAUGAUGGUAAAAGCCAUGUAGGUUUCCUGCCGAAGUUUGUUCAGAGGUUGAAGGACAUCAAUUUUUUAAGGGAGGACCUUAUCUUCAGCAUAAACAGUAUUGAGGGAACUGACAGCGGGGUUGACACAUAUUUUGGUCUCUGCACAUAUCCUGGGCGUGAGCUGCGGCAUCGCAUUGACCUCAAGGUAUACCCAAGGAACAGGUAUGCAUCCGGACUGCUUGCCUGGACCGGAAACGACGUCCUCAAUCGACGAUUGAGAAUACUAGCAGAAUCCAAAGGUUACGUGCUUGAUGACACGGGUUUGUAUCUUGCUACGCAGAGCAGUGGUGGAAAGCGCGCGGGGAGGUCAGAGGCUAUAGUCAACUGCCACGAGGAGAAGGACGUGUUCGACACGCUCGGGUUCCCCUACUUGGAACCUCAUGAACGAAAUCUGUAGCUCUGAAGGAAAAUGUAGCUUUGCCAGUCCUGUGUAGUUCUUCUCCUUUGCACCGCAGGCCGGCUGGUAGCUGUUUCCAAGGAUGUGUAGCAAACCUUUGUAGAAGAUGUAGUCUGGCAGGCUCGUAUAUAGUUGUUGUUCUCUGUUGUAAUCUAGACCAGUAGGGAGAAUGUUCCUCAUGCCGCAUGAAUCUACGGACAAGUAUGUAGCUAUUUUGUCGUUCAA
Hordeum vulgare subsp. vulgare (domesticated barley) is the source of this 2026-nucleotide messenger RNA. Its product is annotated as DNA polymerase lambda. NCBI's taxonomy places the organism in Eukaryota, Viridiplantae, Streptophyta, Magnoliopsida, Poales, Poaceae. The record is from RefSeq and is a predicted model, not a curated record. Gene Ontology annotation, molecular function: DNA-directed DNA polymerase activity; DNA binding. Gene Ontology annotation, biological process: double-strand break repair via nonhomologous end joining. Gene Ontology annotation, cellular component: nucleus. The coding region runs from base 122 to 1801 and encodes 559 amino acids. The transcript has 14 exons.